This is a messenger RNA of Trichoderma gamsii, 1134 nucleotides long. Its product is annotated as DNA-directed RNA polymerase II subunit RPB3. Gene Ontology annotation, biological process: DNA-templated transcription. The transcript is spliced from 3 exons. Bases 1 to 1134 code for a protein of 377 amino acids. The record is from RefSeq and is a predicted model, not a curated record. Gene Ontology annotation, cellular component: RNA polymerase II, core complex. NCBI's taxonomy places the organism in Eukaryota, Fungi, Ascomycota, Sordariomycetes, Hypocreales, Hypocreaceae. Gene Ontology annotation, molecular function: protein dimerization activity; DNA binding; DNA-directed RNA polymerase activity.
AUGGAUGCCUUGCACUAUGAUCCGAUGGCUAUGGAUGGGGAGCCGGAACAGCCCCAGGUCAAGAUCUCAGCGGCCGAUAGCACGCGCGUGGACUUUGAGCUUUCAAGAACGAACCUGCCCUUCGCCAACGCCCUGCGGCGAAUCAUCCAGGCCGAAGUACCGACAAUCGCUGUCGACCUGGUAGAAAUCGAGGUCAACAGCUCUGUCCUGGCUGACGAAUUCAUCGCACAUCGACUGGGCCUUAUCCCCCUCGACUCAAAGGGCGUCAACGAGCUCAACUACUCCCGUGACUGCGACUGCGAACAGUACUGUGAGCACUGCUCCGUCAGCCUGACGCUUCACGCAAAAUGCACCAGCGACGAGAUCAUGAAGGUCUAUGCGCGAGACUUGGUUGUGGAUGGACGACAUGCGGGCUCUGUCGGAAACCCCAUCAUCACGGAUCCGGAGGGCCUGGGGUGUUUGAUUGCUAAGCUGCGGAAGGGUCAAGAGCUGAAGAUUACGUGCAUUGCGAAGAAGGGAAUUGCAAAGGAGCAUGCGAAGUGGAUGCCUACGUCGGCGGUUGGCUUUGAAUACGAUCCUCACAACAAGCUGCACCAUCUUGAUAUGUGGUUUGAAAAUAACACUGAUCCAGAGAAGGAAUGGCCAAAGAGCAAAUAUGCUCAGUGGGAGGAACCCCUCCAAGAGGGCGAGCCCUUCAACUUCGACGCUGUGCCGAAUCGAUUCUACUUUGAGGUCGAAGCGUCGGGAACCAUGGAGCCGGAUUUGAUCAUCCAGGGGGGGAUUCGAGUUUUGCAGCAGAAGAUUGGCGGGCUAUUAAAGGGUCUCGACCCAAGAAAGUACGGCGGCGACGAUGCCGACAUGGACGGCCCUCGGAGCCCGGAUAUGAACAUGGACGGCGGUACUACACCAUGGGGGCAGGAUGGCGGAUACACAACUCCCUACGGAAACAACACGGCGUACGGAGGUGGUAAUACGGCAUACGGAGGAGGCACUUCAUAUGGGGGCAGCGCAACUGCCUACGGAAGCGGUACGGCAUACGGCGGCAGCUCGACAGCAUAUGGCGGCUCGGCGGCCGGGUCGGGUAGCGGCGGAUACGGCUCAGGACCUUAUAGCCAAGGCAGCUCUUGGCAGUAA